UCAAUCUCUCCCCCGAUGCCGGCCGUACGGUCCUGGGGGUUUAAUCACUGGCUCAUCUCCAACCCUAGUUUCACUCACACCGAUGAAACUCUGUCCUACUUUGUCGAUUACUUCGGCCGACGCAAGGAUUUCAAGGCGAUCCACGAAGUCCUCGUGAAUGGAGUUGGACUCGCUGGGCCUAAAACCCUGGAAUCUGCCAUUGACAGGCUUGUCCGUGCCGGGCGGCCGACUGAUGUGGUGUCGUUUUUCCAGAGGAUGGAGGUCGAUUACGGGCUCAAGCGAGACAAAGAAUCGCUUUUACUUGUGGUUGAAAAGCUUUGUGGUAAUGGGUGUGCGAGUUACGCCGAGCGAAUGGUGAAAAACUUGGCAAACGAGUUUUUUCCCGACGAGAGAAUUUGCAAUUUGUUGGUGAAAGGUUGGUGCGUGGAUGGGAAGCUUGACGAGGCCAAGAGAUUGGCUGAGCAGAUGUAUAGGGGAGGGUUCGAGAUUGGGACAAUGGCGUACAACGCGAUUCUUGACUGUGUUUGUAAGAUUUGUAGGGAGAAGGACCCGUUUCGGCUUCAUUCGGAGGCCGAGAAGGUGUUGGUCCAAAUGGAUGUUCAUGGGGUUCCAAGAAAUGUGGAGACCUUCAACGUGUUGAUCACUAACUUAUGCAAGAUUAGGAAGACCGAGGACGCCGUGAAAUUGUUUUAUAGGAUGGGAGAGUGGGGUUGUUAUCCGGAUGAGACUACGUUUCUUGUUUUGAUUAGGAGUUUGUAUCAGGCGGCGAGGGUGGGAGAAGGGGAUGAAAUGAUUGAUGGAAUGAGGUCUGCCGGGGACGGUGGCAAACUUGAUAAAAAGGAAUAUUAUGGGUUCUUGAAGAUUUUGUGUGGCAUUGAGAGGAUUGAUCAUGCUUUGAGUGUUUUCAAGAAGAUGAAGGAGGAAGGCUGCGAACCCGGGAUCAAGACUUAUGAUUUGUUGAUGGGUAAAUUGUGUGCUCAUAAUCGUCUCGAUAGGGCGAAUGCGCUGUUUAAUGAGGCCAGAAAAAGAGGCAUAGCCAUGGAGCCUACGGCAUACGCAGUGGACCCAAGAUAUGUGAAGAAGAAGGUGAAGGUUGUGAAGAGUGAGAAGAAGAGGGAGACACUGCCGGAGAAGAUGGCAAGGAAGAGGAGACGGCUAAAGCAAAUUAGAUUGAGUUUUGUGAAGAAACCUAAACGAAUGAUGCGGCGAGCUUACUGAUCUCAUUUGUGUUUUUGGCACACUAUGUUGGGAUUAUCAAGUGCUAUAAAAAUGGUGAUCAGGUUUUCUUCUUUCGAGAAGUUCCUGGCAAGGGCGGGAUGGCCUCUCUUUUAAAGGGGGAUUGAAUAAAAUCCAAUGUAAGGGAGUUUAUCUCCGUUUUGGUCAUUGUAGCAGCAGAUGGAGUGAUGAGCUUAGUUUGAAGUUGAUGAGAGAUUUUGUGGCCUUUUGAGCGACCAGAAUAAUUUGAAGUGAAAAUACGCCACAGAGAUUCCCAUCCCUGAAAUGCUGUGCGAUGUUAUUCAGGCAUUCUUUCAACUGCAAUAAGAAAAUCGCAGCUCUCUCUGUCUGCGGGAUAUGUGCCUUUAUUUGUUUGUUUGCUGCUAUAUGAUCCAGGAUGGCAUGUUUCUUUUGACGACUGUUUUCGCUAGAGCAGAAUUGAAUCAUUUGGCAGAUGAUUAUGGUCUGUUUUAAUAUAGACAGAUGUAUUAGCCUUUAUUUAUGUUAUUAGAAGAAUUUUUGUAUUAGUCA
Juglans microcarpa x Juglans regia is the source of this 1746-nucleotide messenger RNA. Its product is annotated as pentatricopeptide repeat-containing protein PNM1, mitochondrial-like. Bases 16 to 1218 code for a protein of 400 amino acids. The record is from RefSeq and is a predicted model, not a curated record. Gene Ontology annotation, molecular function: protein binding. NCBI's taxonomy places the organism in Eukaryota, Viridiplantae, Streptophyta, Magnoliopsida, Fagales, Juglandaceae. The transcript is spliced from 2 exons.